AUGCACGAUAUUACAGCAGUAACAUCGCCAACAAUUACUGGUCAGCAAACUACUACUACAAUACCCGUUACACUGUCACAAAUAUGUCCACCAACAGCUGCUCCACUCGGUAGUCAUCAGAUUUUGAUCGAUCCAACAACCGGUCAGCAUUUUUUGAUAUCUUCUGCACCACCAGCACCACAUCCACAAAUAAUCUAUCAGCCGGUUUAUUACUCUGCUACGCCAGCACAACCUGUUUAUUAUCAUCCUUUUACAUCCGGAGCUCAUGGUGCAUAUGUCGUAGCUGCUACACCUAUAACCGCUUCCCAAGCCGGAAAUCAGAUAGCACCAUCACAUAUGGCGCUUGGACAGCGGUUUUCUUCAACACCACCGCUGGUGACAACUGCUCAAAGUACCACUGGAUGUUAUGUACAUAAUGUUGCUGAUUUCGAUGACACCAGAUCAACUGUAACAACUGAUGAAAGGCAUACAGUUUUCGAGCAUCCAAUAAUGUCGACAAUAAGAAGUCGUGCGGUGGAUGCAAAACAAAUUCUUGUUUCAAAAAAUUCCAUCUCACCUCCACAUGCUUCACCUAUUUUAUCUCAAAAUUGCUUAAUAUUCGAUAAUUUGGCAACUACACCGUUGGGUAAUUCUCAAAAUACUUCUACACAAAUGCGUCCGCAAGAGGCUACCACAUAUCAAGAAGUUGUUAGUAAGCCAGUCAUUUCCACCAGUACUGUCACUAUAAGCCAUGCUCAAACAAAAGACGGUGAAAGGACGCCAUUAUUUGGUUCUGCACCAACAUGGUGGGGUGAAAAUGGUACUUCCAGUGUAAAAGUACAAAAUGAUGGCGAAAACACGAGGGAUACAACUACGGGAAAUGCUCAUCGGCCAUUAAAAUCGAUUAGGAUGGAUAUUGACUUAAAUGAGCCUUUUAUCGAUGAAGAAGCAAAAAGAGAGAACAAAGCUAAAGUUGCUCAACGUACAUUUUCUUCAACUGCAUUUACUGUCUCCUUUGACAGUGAAGAAGAUUCACAGAAAGUGAAUUUAUCACUUCAAGAUGCUGCUAAGAAAACUUCAUCCAGGCGUUUUAUGAGAAGAAGUAUGCCAGCAUCUGGAUUAGUUUCUAAAGGUACUGCAGCCAAAAUAGCCGGUUUAACAGCUGCAUCUAGUGAUCCGAAGCAAUAUUUGCUGAAUAAAAUGUUGAUGGGAAUUGGCGAAGAAUGCAAUGAAGAGACAGAUGUGAUCUCAUCAUGCGAACAUGGAGGAAAAAAACCAGAUACUGACGAUACAUUAAGUGAAGCAGGGACUUAUGUUGUUGAUGGUGAUCAUGCGAAUCAAAUGGUGACUUCACAGACUGUUAAAGAUUCCGAUGCAGAAAGUGUUUCAAGUGAGUCGACGACAACCCAAAGCACAGAAAAUCUUCGUCCUACUAUGCCAAUGCGCAUGGGAUCGAUUUUGCCUCAAAUCAAUGAGAAUGUUAGCAACACAGGUGGUGAAACAGAAAAUAACGAACAUCUCUUGAGUGAUCUGUUGCGUCUUAAUUCGGGACGAGUUGCUCAACGUCGUGAUAUCGGUGAACAUCAAGUUGUUGCACCAUCUACACCACCACUUUCGAAUUCAUCUCGUCUAACUGCUGCAACGGGGUCUCAUGUAAGGAUUCCACGUCGUCCAGACACUGCUAAAGGAGAAGAACGUCAGUAUAAUUCGCAUCGUUUAUGUACCAUGGCAUCAUCUUCACGUACAGCACUGUCAUCCCAAGUGCAUCGUACACAACCGACUGCUGGUGCAAGUGGAAUGAAUGAUAAUACCUUCAGGCGUGGUGAUGGUGGUCGAUAUUCGAUGCGAUUUUCUGCUAUUAGCAAUAAGAAUCAUCCAACUCCUGCGACAAUCAAUCGGAGCGAUAGACCGCCAUUCCGUGUUGGAGGGAGUGGAAGAAAUCAGGCAAGUGGAAUAAAAGCACAGAAGGAAAGUGCUGAGAUGACGGCUUGGCUAAGACGUAAGGAUUAUAAUCCGAUGAAGGCAGCAGCUGAGGCAAAGAAAUUACAGCAACUGAAAACACGAGCGGACAAAUUUGCAUCAAACCGUUCAAUAUCAUUUCAUCAAGGGACUCGACCUUUUACCAAUGUGCUACCUAUCAUCCGGAAUUCAAAUAAAGCUCGUCACAACCGAUCGCAAGAUGACUUAUCAGUCAAUAAUGCCUCUUGUGGACCGGAAACAAUUCUUGUCAAUUAUUCAAAAGGUAUUACGAGGGAUUUGAAUAAACUACGCUCUUCUGAAGUUACUCAGGAUCAGACUCGUAUAGAUGGUCUUGAAAGUGCCGUACAACAACUUACUAUGAAAUGUAAUCGAAGCAUUGAAUUGAUAAGGAAUUCUCAUCAAGGACAUUUGUCGGAAUCAGUGGAGAAUUUACUGGAAAUGGCUAUUAAGCCGGUGAAAGAUUGUACGGGGACAGUAACUGAUCAACUGGACCGGUUAUCGGCAGCAUUUGAUGCGAUACAGAAGUAUUUGGAGGUCUCAUCAGCAUCUUUGCCAGCAUCACCAUCUGGUUCCAGUCCUACAGCAUCAGUCACAGCACUGUCGACCUCUCCAAGUCGACGACCGUGUAGUGCCUACCAAAGUAAGCUUGCAGCAGCCAAGCGCAGUCCGUCAGAGAGUCAAAAAAAUUUAUGA
This is a messenger RNA of Brugia malayi, 2652 nucleotides long. RefSeq lists its product as uncharacterized. Lineage: Eukaryota; Metazoa; Nematoda; Chromadorea; Rhabditida; Onchocercidae. Bases 1 to 2652 code for a protein of 883 amino acids. The transcript has 20 exons. The record is from RefSeq and is a predicted model, not a curated record.